UGAUUGGCGCUGCUUCCCAGGGAGCAGUGGGUGCCGUGGUAGCAGCUUCUCUCAGCGCAGUGACCGAACCCUUGGUGAACAACAUGCUGGUGAAGCGGACACCCUUGAUGGAGGCUAUCAAGCAGCUGGAUGCCCAGAUGAUCAAGAAAUUCUUGCAGACCACUUUGGCAACGAACUUCAUCAAGUUCCCAUUUUUUGAAGCUACCGACAUCAUCAUGCAGGGUGUCCAUCUUACUCCCACUGCCAAAGCAGCAGUGUUUGGAUCCGUCUGCACCAUCACCCUGCCAAUCACCAACUACCGGUUCCGAAAAUCCAUGAAUUUGCCAGUGACUCCAGGCAAUCUCUACCAGGCCUGUGGUCCGACAGCUUUGCGAGACAUCAUCUAUGGCAUUGCUCGCAACAAGGUGUCAAUCUUCCUGACGAGCUUGAACCCUGCCAUUGCGAGCACCAUGAUGGGAAGAGUCGUGAGCAUGUUCGCCACCGUUGUGGCAGCAUGUGUUUUGUCGGCGCCUGGCAACGAGCUGCGAGGCUACUGCUUGCAGCCUCCAGACCGCAAGCAAUCCUUCGCGGAUUUCUUCCAGCCAGCCAAGUUGAUUCGGAGUACGUCGGUGGGUGCCAUCAUCAUGGGCAUUAGCUUGGCUAUUGGCACAAUGGCAACACCACAGGCGGAGAAACUCAUCGAGGUCAUGAAAAAGUACUUGCAAAAGAACCCUCUCAGCUAUGUCGUGAUCAUUCUUUUCGUCCUGCAGCAGGUCAUUAGUACGCGUCGCCAAAGCGAACUUGUUGCAAAACUCGGUGCCAAGGAGCAGAUCUUGGCUCCGGUGAACUGUGAAAAACCACAGCUGGAGGAGGACCUUUUGCAAGUGGCUUCCGCAGAGGAGGAGUCUGAGAAGGACACGAGGCGACUCUCACUUGGUACGACGGCGACGAGGUUUGAUGAGUCUGACGAGGGGGAGGAUAUCAAUAAGGUGGAUGAUCAUUCGGACAGAGAUGGUGUUGCCCAGGCCAUCUCCACAGUCUAUUCAACAUUUCAGUGUGCCGACUCUUUUCAAAUUCUCUAUAUGGCUGUCUUGCAGCCCAUGUUUACAAUUUAA
Cladocopium goreaui is the source of this 1094-nucleotide messenger RNA. Lineage: Eukaryota; Dinophyceae; Suessiales; Symbiodiniaceae. The record is from the annotation of a GenBank genome assembly.